Molecule: messenger RNA, 1941 nt
Organism: Lecanosticta acicola
Lineage: Eukaryota; Fungi; Ascomycota; Dothideomycetes; Mycosphaerellales; Mycosphaerellaceae
Source: the annotation of a GenBank genome assembly
AUGGCGACUCAACAUCCAGCUGAAUUUCGUGUGGGAUGGCUUACGAAAACCCGGAAAGGGAAGGACGAAGAACGGCGCAGGUGGCGCAAGGUCGACUCGAACAUUAUCAAGCUGCUUCAUCUCAUGUUCGACCAUUUGAAUGUGCCCUAUCACCGAGCUCCGGGAGAGGCAGAGGCCGAAUGCGCGCGACUACAACAACUUGGCAUUGUCGAUGCUGUCUGGAGCGAUGACGGAGAUUCUUUCAUGUUCGGCUGUACGACAUUGAUCAAAGCGCACAAGGUUGGCGGACAGCGGAUCAACGACUACGUGAGGAUCUAUCAGGCGUCUAGAAUCUUAGAACAGCACAACUUUGACGCCGACAGCUUCGUGCUCUUCGCUCUCCUCGCCGGCGGAGACUAUGACAAGACUGGUCUACGAGGAUGUGGUCCGAGUGCUGCCAAAGUCCUUUCACGAAGAGAGUUUGGAAUCGCAACAUCACUGAGGCAUGUGGACAAGCACGGCUUGCCGGCCUGGAGAGACUCGUUAGUGACCACCUCACAGCAGCGGGUGCGGAAAGCAGUAGAGGUCCCCUCCGAUUUCCCAAAUUUCAAAGCAUUGGAGGGUUACCGCAACCCUGCAGUAUCCACCGACGAGCAAUGCCAUGACCUUCCAAAACUCCGUAAUAACGGAUGGAACAGGCCGAUCGUUCAGCCUGUACCUCAGAAGUUCCUACGUGCAUAUCAUGGCUUCUGGACACGCGGCUUCCUCAAGCAUUUUGCGCCAGUCUUUCUAGUACGAACUCUUGCUGGUGUUGUACAUCCCGACCAGAAAGAAGAGAAUAGAUGUUGUAGUGUUCGGUUGAAGUCUGGUCGGCAGAGGAAGGAUCUGAGUAACGGCAAACCCAAUCCGGAGGUCAAGAUUAUAUUCAAGCCCAAGGCUCUAAUGGAGAUCGAUCUCGAGACGGAGCCUUCCGAAGAGGACUGGUCAAUUGAAGCCAACAAGGAUGGCGGUACUUAUGGUCCUACAGAGGAGAUCGAAUGUGAGGUACUCGAGUGCUUCCUCCAGCACGGUCUUCCUGAAGGAUCUUGGGAGCCCGUGACCAAAUCAAGGAGAGGCACGCAAAGACCAAGCGAAAAUGGAGCAACAUCCUCGCAAGAGGCUUCUGUCCACGACUAUGGUGGCACGACCAAGAUUGCAUCAAAGAAACGUCGUCGAACGUCUGAGGGCCCGGCGGAUGGUGCUUUGGACACCACGAACCACAGAAAGAACCGUGCAAAGGCGAGAAAAGAUGAUGCGCUGCCCAGAGCUCCUUCAGGAUCGAGGCCGGCGAAGAAGAAAAAGAAAGGCGGAUCCAAUGUCGAGGCAAACGUCUCGCAGAGUCCACCUCCUGCAAAAUUCAGGCACAUGGACAUCCCCGAGCAUCUGAUGCGUCCCAAUCCAAUUUCGCCAGCAACACAGUCCUCGUCGAUGGUCAUCGAUCUGUGCAGCGACGGCGACGACGACGACGACGACGAAGAAGACAAAGGCGUAGGCUUUGCUACAGUCCAUGCUUCCUCCGUCUCACUACCUUCUACUCAAGUGGCGACUACAGCGACUACAAGUGGAUCUUUAGUGACACAUCGCCCGACUGGCUCCUCCGAUCCGCGAGCGCUCUCCGCUUCCCAGCCCGCUUGCGUCGGGCACUGUAGUGGAACAGGAAGUGUUCACCAAAGCCUAGCAUCCAGCGAAAACUUCGAUGUACCUGCAGCUGCCACAUUCACACAAACACUCCAGCAGACUGCUGAACCCUUUGACGGCUCCGAGCUCAUGCCAGGCGAGGCCAUUGACCGUGCAACACUUCGCGCUUUGCGCGCAGCAGCCUUGCACAACCGCGUCUCAGAUGUCCCGCCAGCGCCUGUGAGACCGCAUUUGACAUCAACUUCACCAAAAGCCAGGCACGGAGAGGUGAUUGAUCUAACGUGA